AUGUUCUUCAUGCUCGGUCUCCUAUUGGACGACACGUUCAACCACGUGAUCAAGCACGCGCUCGAGAUGCCGCGUCCGCCGCACACGUGCGCGGCGCUCGAGGUGUGCGAUUCGCACGGCAUGCCGUCCGCGCAUUCGCAAUUCAUGUCGUUCUUCGCGACGUUCGCGACUCUGUCUAAAACCACCUCUUCCAUUCACCCUUCAUUCACUUGCCCCCUCCCCCUUCAUGCCCCCCUCCACUCCCACUUCAUGCCCCUCUCCACUCCCCCUUCAUGCCCCCCUCCACUCCCACUUCAUGCCCCCCUCCACUCCCCCUUCAUGCCCCCCUCCACUCCCCCUUCAUGCCCCCCUCCACUCCCCCUUCAUGCCCCCCUCCACUCCCCCUUCAUGCCCCCCUCCACUCCCCCUUCAUGCCCCCCUUCCGUUUUAUGCCCUCUUCCCUUCCUCAUCCCUCCCCCCACUCUUUCAUGCCCCCUACCCCCUCAUGCCCCGUCUUUUUUCAUGCCCCCUAACCACCCCCUCCCUCCCCUUUCUUUUCAUGCCCCUAUCAUCACCUCAUGUCACCCACCUCUUUCAUGCCCCUUAACCACCCCCUCCCUCUCCCCUCUCUCAUGCCCCCUACCCCCUCAUGCCCCCCCUUCUUGCAUGCCCCCUAACCACCCUCCCCCUCUUUCUUUUCAUGCCCCUCAUCACCCCAUGUCACCCACUUCCCUCUUGCCAGUGCGUCUGUGCCCCGGGCAUGCCCAAACCACUUACCACUCUUCGUCCAUUCACUCUCUUCACACCCGCCCCCAGGUUCUAGCAGGCUUCACCCUCGGCAACCUUUCCGCCUCCACUUGGUUCUACGCGGUCCUAGCAGGCUUCACCCUCGGAAUCCUCUUGGCCUCCACCUGGUUCUACGUGGUGCACCGUGUGCUCGCACCCUUCUUUGCUUCACCUUACCACUCUUCGUCCCUUCACUCACCAUUCACACCCGCCUUUCAGGUUCUAGCCGGCUUCACCCUGGGCAUUCUCUCAGCGUCCUUCUGGUUCUACGUGGUGCACCGUGUGUUUGCGCCCUUCUUCCCCACCAUCUCCGACAGCGUUCUAGCUGGCUUCACCCUCGGAAUCCUCUCGGCCUCCUUCUGGUUCUACGUGGUGCACCGUGUGUUUGCGCCCUUCUUCCCCGCCAUCUCCGACAGCGUGUGGGGGCGGUACCUGUGCAUCAAGGACGACUGCCAUAUCCGCAACGUGGCUGUCUUUGAGUACCUCAACUCGCAGCGAGCGAGAGAGGAGCAGCGCGCGCGAGAGAAAGCGCAGAAUGCAGAGCAGGAGAAAUUGCUGGAGAAAUCUCAGGAGAAAACGCAGGAGAAAGUGCAGCAGGGGAAGGAAGAGGAGGUGGAUGAGCAGCAGGGGGGCAAGCAGCAGCAGUCAGCAGAGGAGAGUGCACCUGAUCGAUCUGCCAAGACAGAGUAA
Molecule: messenger RNA, 1455 nt
Organism: Closterium sp. NIES-65
Lineage: Eukaryota; Viridiplantae; Streptophyta; Zygnematophyceae; Desmidiales; Closteriaceae
Source: the annotation of a GenBank genome assembly